ACGCCUGGACCCGCCGGUGGGUGGAAUCGAAGCACAAGUCUGAUUACGGCCGGUUUGUGCUCACGGCUGGGAAGUUCUACGGCGACGCUGAGAAGGACAAAGGGAUCCAGACGAGCCAGGACGCCCGGUUCUAUGCCAUCUCCUCCCGCUUCGAGCCCUUCAGCAACCGGGACAAGACGCUGGUGGUGCAGUUCACGGUGAAGCACGAGCAGAACAUCGACUGCGGCGGCGGUUACGUCAAGCUCUUCCCAUCCAGCCUGAACCAGGAGGACAUGCACGGUGACUCCGAGUACAACAUCAUGUUUGGCCCUGAUAUCUGCGGCCCCGGCACCAAGAAGGUCCACGUCAUCUUCAACUACAAAGGGAAGAACGUCCUGAUCAACAAGGACAUCCGCUGCAAGGACGAUGAGUUCACCCACCUGUACACGCUGGUGGUGCGGCCCGACAACACCUACGAGGUGAAGAUCGACAACGCGCGGGUGGAAUCGGGCAGUCUGGAGGAGGAUUGGGACCUCCUGCCCCCCCGUAAGAUC
Messenger RNA from Charadrius vociferus (killdeer), 533 nucleotides. Its product is annotated as calreticulin. NCBI's taxonomy places the organism in Eukaryota, Metazoa, Chordata, Aves, Charadriiformes, Charadriidae. The annotation marks the transcript as partial. Gene Ontology annotation, molecular function: calcium ion binding. Gene Ontology annotation, cellular component: endoplasmic reticulum; endoplasmic reticulum membrane. The record is from RefSeq and is a predicted model, not a curated record. The transcript is spliced from 4 exons. Gene Ontology annotation, biological process: protein folding.